This is a messenger RNA of Hypoxylon fragiforme, 1235 nucleotides long. RefSeq lists its product as uncharacterized. The transcript has a single exon. Lineage: Eukaryota; Fungi; Ascomycota; Sordariomycetes; Xylariales; Hypoxylaceae. The record is from RefSeq and is a predicted model, not a curated record. Bases 33 to 878 code for a protein of 281 amino acids.
CAUACAUUAGCGCAUACAAAAAAUAAUUUAAAAUGGGAGCAUUCUUCGAAACCAUUCCCGAGUCAUUACUCAAAUGGAUCAUUGAACAAAAGAUUUUCUGGGUAGCUACGGCCCCAUUAUCAGGCCGAGGCCAUGUCAACGUCUCGCCCAAAGGCGGCGAUUGUUUCGGUGUCCCGGACACCAAGACGUUCUGGUACCUGGACAUGACGGGCUCCGGCAACGAAACCAUAGCGCAUAUACUAGAACCCGGAAAUGGCCGAAUCACCAUCCUCUUCAACGCCUUCGAAGGGCCGCCGCGCAUCCUGCGACUGUGGGGCAAAGGCCGGGUGCUAGAGCACGGCACGGAGGAGUUCCGGGCAAUGGUGGAGCGGGAGAAGAUCGAGGUGAUCCCGGGGACGCGGUCGGUGAUCGUGGUGGACAUCCACCAGGUGGGCACGUCGUGCGGGUACUCGGUGCCGGUGUUUGACUUCAAGGAGCACCGAACGCUACUAAACGACAUCUUCAAGCGCAAGGAAGAAAAGUACCUCGCUGGAAACGAGAAGGAGAGCAUGGACCGGUACUGGGCGCUCAAGAACUCCUGGAGCAUGGACGGUCUCCCGGGCAUGCCCCGGGGCAUCAAGGCAGGCCGCUUCUACUCCAUCGACCCCAUCAAGAAAAUGGUGGGACCUUUGGCACCCAAGAACGGCGUCAGGUUGAGCACGCGGAAUGGCUUCCUCAUCGAACACGUGUUCAUCGUCGUCCUCGCUCUCUUGCUCGCGGUUUCACUGGCUACCCAUCCUGCUUUCCAGCACCAGGCUCAGGCGCGGAUACAACACGUAUUGUCGCAAGUCAGGGCAGGAGCAGAUGUGCUUCCGAGUUCCGUUCGAUUUCGAGAAUGAUUAAUUGUACCUGGAUUGGUUUUGGCCUUUUCAAUCCAUUACACCCUGUUAAAUAUCCAUGGAAUGUUUUUGGUUGUUUUGUUGAAAAAGAAAUUUGCAACCUACACCCCUCAUUUUCCUUUAUUGUAGGUAACUAUUCUUACACACAUGGCAGGAAUUAGUUAUGUGCUUAUGAUUCAGACGACGAACCUUGUUAUGUUUCAUAUAAAUCAUAACGUAGGUAGUUAAUUACAUAUGUAUAACUACCUAUCUUAUGUAGGCAGGUACGCAUACAUCAAUUCUGAUAGGGUUUAACUAUUUAUUCUCUCCAUGUCUCUGUCGUAGAAAGGCUAUCCGUGCAACCCCACAAAUUGUAGG